Molecule: messenger RNA, 1023 nt
Organism: Pelodiscus sinensis (Chinese soft-shelled turtle)
Lineage: Eukaryota; Metazoa; Chordata; Testudines; Trionychidae
Product: olfactory receptor 4S2-like
Biological process (GO): G protein-coupled receptor signaling pathway
Cellular component (GO): membrane
Molecular function (GO): G protein-coupled receptor activity; olfactory receptor activity
Source: RefSeq, a predicted model, not a curated record
UCCAUGGCGUUUGCACAUAAUGUGACUAAAUUCAUCCUUUUGGGCCUCACCCAGGAUCCAGAGAUACAGCGUGCAUGCUUUGUGCUGUUUUUACUCUUCUAUCUAGUCAUUGUGCUGGGAAAUCUCCUCAUCAUUGUCACUGUAAUAUUCACAGAGUGGCUGAGCUCCCCGAUGUAUUUCUUCCUGGGCUACCUGUCCUUCGUAGAUAUCUGCUAUUCCUCGGUCACGGCCCCCAAACUCAUGGGCGACUUCCUCGUGGAGAGGAAAACCAUCUCCUUCAAUGGCUGCCUGACACAGCUCUUUAUGGUCCACUUUUUUGGGGGCACUGAGAUCUUUAUCCUCACCAUCAUGGCCUACGACCGUUAUGUGGCAAUCUGUAACCCGCUCCUCUAUACGACUAUUAUGAGCAAGCACGUCUGCGGCUGGAUGGUGGCGGCGUCCUGGUUGGGGGGCUUUGUGCAUUCCAUGGUCCAGACUCUUUUAACCAUCCAGUUGCCCUUCUGUGGGCCCAAUGAGAUGGACCACUACUUCUGUGACGUCCACCCUUUGCUGAAACUGGCCUGCAUGGACACGUAUGUGGUGGGCAUCAUGGUCGUUGCUAAUAGCGGGAUGAUUUCUCUGACCUCUUUUGUUGUGUUGGUUGUUUCCUACGUCGUCAUCUUAGCCUCCUUGAAAACUCACUCUUCUGAAGGGCGUCUCAAAGCGCUCUCCACCUGUGCCUCCCACAUCACGGUCGUGAUUUUAAACUUUGGGCCUUGUAUCUUCAUCUACUUACGGCCUUCCACCACCUUCUCGGAGGAUAAGAUGGUGGCUGUCUUCUACACCAUUAUCACCCCCAUGCUGAAUCCUUUGAUCUACACCCUGCGAAAUGAGGAGGUGAAAAAUGCCAUGAGAAAAUUGUGGAGCAGGCACGUGAAGGUGGGCAUCAAAUGGCCAAUGUGAGGUGAGAAAUGAUGUUAGUUCUUUAGCCUGGUUGUAAAGGUUGUAAACAGGUUAUCUGAAUACAACUUUGAUGAAAUUAUA